AUGACCUUCCGUGAAAAUCUAAGCAAUGGGCCACCAAUGGGCCACCAGUCACGGCUCCCAGUAAAAUCCCACAUUAGGACACCAACAAUGCCUUAUUCUGGCCACCCUACAGUACCUUUUAAUAGCGACUCCUUAACACCUAAAAUAUUAUUGCCCUCAACCAUGCCUUCUGCUGAGGGCCAGGCAAGGCUGUCCUCUUUGGCUCAGAUGUUGUCUACUAGAGAUCCCCACAACUGUGGAGUACCCCCAGCUGGGUCCCCAUUAUUGCUGACUUUAGAAUCCCAGGACUCUUUUGUUAGCCAGCCAGCCUCCCAGGAAGACCCCUUCCACCCUGAGCGACCCAUAUCUACUCCACAAAGUGUGGAGCAGAGGCGCAGGGCCCUGGAAAGAGCACCCAGGAGGAGAGCCCUGGCAAGGCCUUACUGCUGCCAUGAGAACUGUGGACAAGCUUACACUAAGUGCUCCCACCUUCUGAGUCACCAACACAAACACACAGGUGAGAGGAUCUAUAAAUGUGAGUGGGAAGGUGGUAAGUGGUCUUUCUUCCUUUCUAAUGAGCUUGGACAACAUAUGCAGAUACACACCAGAUACUGA
Molecule: messenger RNA, 594 nt
Organism: Eptesicus fuscus (big brown bat)
Lineage: Eukaryota; Metazoa; Chordata; Mammalia; Chiroptera; Vespertilionidae
Product: Krueppel-like factor 17
Biological process (GO): regulation of transcription by RNA polymerase II
Molecular function (GO): DNA-binding transcription factor activity, RNA polymerase II-specific; RNA polymerase II cis-regulatory region sequence-specific DNA binding
Source: RefSeq, a predicted model, not a curated record